Molecule: messenger RNA, 961 nt
Organism: Schizophyllum commune H4-8
Lineage: Eukaryota; Fungi; Basidiomycota; Agaricomycetes; Agaricales; Schizophyllaceae
Product: class I glutamine amidotransferase-like protein
Exons: 5
Coding region: 162-851 (229 amino acids)
Source: RefSeq, a predicted model, not a curated record
CGGUAAGGUUAGUCUUGAUCCUGAUUUGACACAGGCGCAGCGCACGUCGGUAGGGAUCCCCAUCACGCAUGCACUGCAUCCUCUUCGGUGUACAAAAGGCAGAAGCUCAGUGAAGAUCUACGACCAACUCUCCCCGCCGUCAUCGCCUACGCCUGUUCAGCAUGCCCGACCCGUCUCCCAAAGCUCUUUCGCUCGCCGUCUGCCUCUACCCAGGGCUGACUUUGCUCGACAUACAAGGACCUCUCGAGAAUCUCAGCCUCCUGACAGCCGCCAACCGCUCGAAGUUCUUGCCUACCGCUCCGGGUCCAUGCUUGGGGCCCAUUGUUUACCUCGCAGACACGCUUGAACCUAUCAAGUCAGGAUAUACAGGCGAGGGCGGUCCGCGCUUGCUUCCUGAUGUGACCUAUGCAGAGGCUACUCAGCAAUAUGACAUUGUCCUCUUAGGCGGCGGUGUCACCGGGACCCCAGACGAGGUACCCAAAUCCCUGCUCGAUUUCCUGAAUCGUCAAGUGGCAGGAGCAACAUAUGUGCUCACCGUCUGUACCGGUUCCUGGAUCCUCUCCGCCAUUGGAGCACUCGAUGGACGUCGUGCGACCACCAACAAGGACUACUUCAAGCGUACCGCCGAGGCCACGGCUUCGCACAACAUUGACUGGAUCGCGAAAGCGCGGUGGGUCGUAGACGGCAAGUUCUGGACUAGCUCAGGCGUUAGCGCAGGCAUGGACAUGGCAAACGCGUUCGCCAAGCAUCUAGCGGGUCCGGACGUUGCGCAUAUCAUUGCGAACGUGAUUGAGAUGCGCGCGAGGGGGGCUGACGAGGAUGAAUUUGCCGAGAUUCAUGGCCUGGCGUGAUGUAGUUGCUGGAUGAAGCUUUCCGGAUCAAAGCGAAAAUGGGGCGUUACAGCAAACUACUCGCAAGAGAUUGUGGCGCAGUGAACGUUUGAUUGUCAUUAUUUGGUCGC